AUGUAUAACAGUGCAAGUGGGAGUGCUAUGUAUAACAGUGCAAGUGGGAGUGCUAUGUAUAACAGUGCAAGUGGGAGUGCUAUGUAUAACAGUGCAAGUGGGAGUGCUAUGUAUAACAGUGCAAGUGGGAGUGCUAUGUAUAACAGUGCAAGUGGGAGUGCUAUGUAUAACAGUGCAAGUGGGAGUGCUAUGUAUAACAGUGCAAGUGGGAGUGCUAUGUAUAACAGUGCAAGUGGGAGUGCUAUGUAUAACAGUGCAAGUGGGAGUGCUAUGUAUAACAGUGCAAGUGGGAGUGCUAUGUAUAACAGUGCAAGUGGGAGUGCUAUGUAUAACAGUGCAAGUGGGAGUGCUAUGUAUAACAGUGCAAGUGGGAGUGCUAUGUAUAACAGUGCAAGUGGGAGUGCUAUGUAUGGGAACAGUGCAAGUGGGAGUGCUAUGUAUAACAGUGCAAGUGGGAGUGCUAUGUAUAACAGUGCAAGUGGGAGUGCUAUGUAUAACAGUGCAAGUGGGAGUGCUAUGUAUAACAGUGCAAGUGGGAGUGCUAUGUAUAACAGUGCAAGUGGGAGUGCUAUGUAUAACAGUGCAAGUGGGAGUGCUAUGUAUAACAGUGCAAGUGGGAGUGCUAUGUAUAACAGUGCAAGUGGGAGUGCUAUGUAUAACAGUGCAAGUGGGAGUGCUAUGUAUAACAGUGCAAGUGGGAGUGCUAUGUAUAACAGUGCAAGUGGGAGUGCUAUGUAUAACAGUGCAAGUGGGAGUGCUAUGUAUAACAGUGCAAGUGGGAGUGCUAUGUAUAACAGUGCAAGUGGGAGUGCUAUGUAUAACAGUGCAAGUGGGAGUGCUAUGUAUAAUAGUGCAAGUGGGAGUGCUAUGUAUAAUAGUGCAAGUGGGAGUGCUAUGUAUAAUAGUGCAAGUGGGAGUGCUAUGUAA
Procambarus clarkii (red swamp crayfish) is the source of this 927-nucleotide messenger RNA. Lineage: Eukaryota; Metazoa; Arthropoda; Malacostraca; Decapoda; Cambaridae. The record is from RefSeq and is a predicted model, not a curated record.